Parnassius mnemosyne (clouded apollo) is the source of this 1143-nucleotide messenger RNA. Lineage: Eukaryota; Metazoa; Arthropoda; Insecta; Lepidoptera; Papilionidae. The record is from the annotation of a GenBank genome assembly.
AUGGAAAUCCCUGAAUUUAAACAUUUCUUUAAACAAAUUGUAGUAAAUUAUUUCUUAUUGGGAAUAUCGUUUGAUGAAUCAAAAAUUUCUAUUAGAUUCUAUUUAUUUUUGAUUUCAAUAAUAUUGAUGCUUACGGGAGAAAUUUCAUUCUUUGUGUCUAAAAUUUCAAGUGAAAAUUUUUUGAAACUAACUGAAUUAGCGCCUUGUAUUUGUAUUGGAUUACUGUCAUUUUUAAAAAUUGUCUGUAUUGUAUGGAAACGCGAAAAAAUUAACAAAUUUGUUAUCAGCCUUAGCGAUCUUUACUCAGAAAUUACCGCUGAUAUCAAAAAACAAAAUAUUGUGAAAAGUGAAUUAGGUUUUUUAAGCCUUUUGAUAAAGUAUUAUUUUAUUCUAAAUGUAUUUCUUAUCUUUGUUUAUAAUUUCUCUUCUAUUAUUAUUAUGCUAUAUUAUUAUAUAACAAAAAACGAAAUCACCUUUAUAUUACCUUAUGCAGUACUGUUGCCCUUUUCAACAGAUUCGAUGCUUGCAUGGAUUGUAGUGUACAUUUUUUCAAUUACUAAUGGAUUUAAUUGUGUGCUAUUUUUUACAAGUGUCGAUAUCUUGUAUUAUGUUUUAACAUGUCACCUAUGCUGUCAUUUUUCACUAAUUUCUAACGAACUACAAUAUUUAGACACUAUGACCAUGAGUUCAUUACGAAAUAUUGUGAAAAAACAUCAAUAUAUUCUGAAGCUCUCUCUUAUUCUCGAAGACAUAUUUACUGUACCAAAUUUUUUUAACGUAUUAAUGGGCUCGCUCCAAAUUUGUGCUCUAGGCUUUAAUCUUACAAUGGGCGAUUGGACUCAAAUGCUGGGAGUAGUUCUAUUUUUAAAUUCAGUACUAAUACAAAUCUACAUGACGUGCCUAUUCGGAGAAAAUCUAAUCUGUGAGAGUGAAAAGGUGGGUGAAGCAGCGUAUGCUUGUCUCUGGUACAACAUGGAUGUAAGGCCAAUGAAACAUAUAUUACUGUUGUUACUAAGAUCGAAAAAGCCGCAAAUAUUAACUGCGUACAAAUUUUCUGUAAUAAGUUAUCAAUGCUUUACUAAAAUAAUCAGCACAUCCUGGUCUUAUUUCACCAUUCUGAGAACAAUUUAUGCAGAUAAAUAA